Messenger RNA from Uncinocarpus reesii 1704, 1992 nucleotides. RefSeq lists its product as uncharacterized. The record is from RefSeq and is a predicted model, not a curated record. NCBI's taxonomy places the organism in Eukaryota, Fungi, Ascomycota, Eurotiomycetes, Onygenales, Onygenaceae. The coding region runs from base 1 to 1992 and encodes 663 amino acids. Gene Ontology annotation, molecular function: protein binding. The transcript has 3 exons.
AUGGUUUUGUGGCUGAUGAGCGUCCUAUCCAUGCGGCAGCUGCUUAUAUUAACUCUUGCAAUGAGCAGCUUCGGCCGCAAAUGGGAGAGUUGGAACAAAAUCGGGAUCCUCGGGGUUGACGGCAAAACGUUGGCCAAAAGAGAAGACAGUCCAACCGAUGUUUGCAAGCGGUGGUCGCAACAAGCAGCAAUCGUCAACGGCACCUUGUAUAUAUAUGGUGGAAGAUCUACCAGCCAAUCCAGCCAAUCCGACAACACAUGGAAUAAUGAUUUUCUAAGCCUUGACCUAGGGAACGAUUGGGAUAUCUCUUCACCGAAAUUAAAAGGCUUAAAGAAGCCUUCAGGGCCCCCGCCGGUUUCUAACGGGUACUUAUGGAACUCCCAUACCUCGCUCUUCCUUUAUGGUGGAGAGUUUUCGGACAACCCUCCAGCGGACCCUGUUGAAUUCGUCUUGUGGGAGUAUGAUAUACUUUCCGGAGAGUGGAAGGAGCAUACAAACCCGACAACGUCCAGAGGUAGAAAUUCAGAUGGGGGUGGUAAACCGGUACAAAGAUCAGCAGAGGGUGCUGGCAUCGGCGUUGCUCAGCUUGGAAGAGGCUGGUACUUCGGUGGUCACCUGGACGGGUAUACAACCAAAGGUUGGUCACAGUCGAUCGCGAGGGUGUAUCUCAAGUCGAUGAUCGAAUAUACAUUUCCAGGAUAUAGCAACGAUCAGGUGGAAAUAGGAGGAGACAGCAGGGUGGCAGGAGCAGAUGGAAUUUGGCGAAAUAUCACCGAAGGGGGCCUACAGGAUUCGGCCGGGUUCACUGAGCGUGCAGAUGGAGUAUUCGUGUACGUUCCGGGAUAUGGCAAGGAAGGCAUCAUCCUCGGACUCGCAGGAGGUACAAACGAGACUUUUACGUCGAUGAAUGUAAUCGACAUCUACGAUAUUGCGAAUUCUACUUGGUAUAAGCAAGCAACGAGCGGGACCACUCCGGAUAUCCGAGUCAACCCCUGUGCUGUGGCAGCUUCCGCUGCGGAUGGGAGUAGUACCCAGGUGUACCUUUACGGUGGCCAAAACCUCAUUCCAUUUGGCCGACAAAAGCAAUACGACGAUAUGUGGAUUUUGACUGUCCCUAGUUUCACCUGGGUCAAGGUUGAUACAGACGGCCAAUCCGUCCCCCCGGCUAGAGCUGGGCACACUUGCAAUAUAUGGAACUCCCAGAUCGUUGUGGUAGGGGGUUAUGUCGGGCAGGAUCUGAGUUGUGACAGUCCAGGAAUAUACGUUUUUGAUGCGUCGGAGCUAAGAUGGCAAACUAAAUACACUGCUCUGGAGGGAGGUAACUUUUUGAACCAACAACACUCCCAAAAAGAUGGAAAGAAUGGCCUGAGUGGGAGUUAUGGUUAUCGUGUCCCAAAAGCCGUCCAAUCCGUUAUCGGAGGAGAUGAUCUGGGAAAAGCAACAGUAACAACUCCGGCCGUUCACGUCACUGAAGGACCGAUAGCGACUGGAACACCGAUUACUUACACGGUGCCCAACUCAUCUCCAACAGGCGGACCGGGCAACUCUUCCCAGCACCCUAACGGCGAGAGCAACGGACUCAACGUUGCUGCCAUCGCAGCGGGUGUGGUCGCGGGUUGCCUUGCCAUCCUCGCCGCUUACCUAGGAUUCUGCACUUAUGUAUACCGCAAGCAGCUUGCACUCUACAAGCACCACGUUGCCGCUGCCCAACGAGCAUCCGACGGAAGCCGAUAUGGCGACAAACUCUCCCACCUCUGGCCAAAAGAGAACCUGAGCGUGCACGACCGGUCGAUAGCUGGAUCUAGUAGUGGAGCUACGAUGACCCCCGCUGCCGCGGCGGCGCAUGCAUUUGCUGCAAGUGAAUACUCGCGGGGCGCGAGACCCGGGUCGGCCAACAGCAGUACGGAUGACUUGUUAGCAGGGCAGGAGCCUACAUUUUUGGGGGUGAUGUUGAACCCGAGGAGGAGCCUGAGGGUUAUCAAUAAGGACUAA